This is a messenger RNA of Phaedon cochleariae (mustard beetle), 747 nucleotides long. NCBI's taxonomy places the organism in Eukaryota, Metazoa, Arthropoda, Insecta, Coleoptera, Chrysomelidae. The record is from the annotation of a GenBank genome assembly.
AUGGCAGAGAAGGAGUUCUGGAAACGGGAGCUGCUGCAUCCCGCGUGGCAGCGCGAGCCUCUGGAGGCGGCCAGGCCGGCAAGGCCUAGUGCUAGGCCUACUAGGAUGCACCGGCCCACCGACGGGCCAGUGCCGGCGCAGGUGCCGGAGGGGGUGCGGUCGCAGCAGGCGCAAGGGGAUACCAUCAGAGGCAGCCUGCUGUAUCCGUACUCGCUGGCUGCCGGCCUGGCGUGCCUCCUGCUCCUGCUCACCGUGCUCGUCGGGUUCUUCUUCCUGCGGCGCAACAGACGCAAGGGCGACGACGAGGAACCGACGUCCACCAGCGUCCUCGUCUAUCCGUCGAAUCGGUCGGGGUCGCCGCCGCAAUAUCUAUUGCAUCUGAUGCCAGACGAAAGAAGAUACCUACAAUCGAAGCAGAAGAAAAAGACGUGUAAUCCUUACUUCGAUGAAACCUUGGUUUUCCAGGUUUCAGCCAAGGACAUGUCAGACCACACUCUGAAGCUGUCAGUUAUCGAUGGUGGUCGCACCAAGAAAAGAAGCGAAAUCGGACACGUCACUUUUCCGCUGAAAGAACUGGAAAUCGGAGAUGGCACUGAGCAGCAGCUCUUCAAGAUGGAUCUAGAGAAGGAGCCUCAAGAAAUUAGAUCUGACUUGGGCGAACUCCUGGUGUCCUUGGUGUAUAAUGAAAAUCUCAGCAGAUUAACAGCUACGGUUAUAGAAGCAAGAAGGCUCAAGGUAUGUACAUGA